Messenger RNA from Capra hircus (goat), 7181 nucleotides. RefSeq names its product period circadian clock 1 (gene PER1). NCBI's taxonomy places the organism in Eukaryota, Metazoa, Chordata, Mammalia, Artiodactyla, Bovidae. Gene Ontology annotation, biological process: circadian regulation of gene expression; negative regulation of transcription by RNA polymerase II; entrainment of circadian clock by photoperiod. The coding region runs from base 2686 to 6585 and encodes 1299 amino acids. The transcript has 22 exons. The record is from RefSeq and is a predicted model, not a curated record. Gene Ontology annotation, cellular component: cytoplasm; nucleus. Gene Ontology annotation, molecular function: transcription cis-regulatory region binding; transcription corepressor binding.
UGGAGUGACAAAAUAACAGUGACAGUGUAAGAUUUAUGUGAAUGCUGUGGUUGGGAACUAGUCUCACAUUCUUAAGGUGUUUGGUUUUUGUUUUGGAAGUUGUGGUGACGUCCUCCCCAUUUCCCUCUUCCUGGUUCUUCUGGUCUUGAGAUGCCAGGCUUGCUCAUUUCUCCCUUUUAUUCCUCUCCCAAGAUCCAGGCUCCAGCCUGGGCUACUUGCUCUUUUCCAGUUCGAUUUCCUCAUCCUAGACCCACUCUCCUCCCUAUCCCUCCUCCCUCUUUCUGCUGCCAUAGUAACAAGAGAUUCAGGCUAUAAAGGGGGCCUCAGGGAAGAGCAAAGGUCUCUUGCAGAACCUGGGCCUCCAACUUCCCCGCCCUGGCUUUGGGACCGGGCCAGCAGAUGUGUACAGUCUGGGAGAGGGGGAAAGCCAAUGCCAGGAGCUGUAGGAGCAAGCCAAGGGGAGGGCGGAUGCGAGCCUCGAGCGGAGAGCCAAGCAUGGGGGCGAGGGAGGGGGGACCCCUUCCUCCUAAUCCUCUCUCCAGGAAUCCCUGGCUUGGGGACAGGACGGCUGUCGUUGGGCUGGGGGAGGCGCCCAGGCGGGUGCAUGUCCUGGGAUACUUGCCAAAAGUACACGAUGUUCCCAAGUGCACUGGCCGCCGCCCUCUCGGGCUGGCCGCCUCCCAAACCACUGCCUCUCCAGCCUCCCUGCCCCACAUUCCCCGGCUGCCUCGCCCCGCCCCCUUCCUCCGCCUUGACGUCACCGCCGCCUCCCGCCCCCUCUCCUCCAUUGACGGCAGCGGGGCCUGGUUACUGUGGGGACCGUGAGGCAGGAUUCUGGUUAGGGCCUUGAGAGCAGGUGGGGGCUGCUGGAGCGCGACCUUUUUGUCUACGAAAAAGAAAAACAUGGAGGUGGACAGCAAGGACCGCCUGUGUCGGGGCAGAUCACACUAGAGCCCUGAGGAGUGCCGGAGAAGAGGAAAAGCGGUUUCCAGAGAGGAGGUGUCUGAAAAGGAGAGAAGGGUCUGGACCACAGUAUAUGAGUUGGGGGGCCAUUUUCAAGGAGAGAAUACUGAGAAUCCAGGUUCCGGAAUCCUCUAUUUCCAGUGACUUCUUGCUUUGUUUUUUUUCUGGGUUAUUCUGUAACCUUCCUGCGUCUAGCUUUUCCACAGACCCUUGCUCUGCCACCCCCACCCGUCAUGGGGAACACCACUGUUAAGGAGAGCUUAGGCCACGUGACAGUGAGGGGUGUGCACCCACAGCUGAUUGCGUCAGCAUCAACCUCUUCACUUGCCACCCACGUUUCCAGGGAGCCCUACAGGAACUACACCUCAGUCUUGAUUGGAGGGGGUCUGUGUAACUGCAGCUCUUUGCAGCUCAAACUGGCACUUUAUUCCCCCAAAUUAGGAUUCAGGGUUCUGCUCCUUGCCUCUUAAAAAUAAAUUAUAAUUUCCAGCCCCUGCUCUAUUGCUGACGUCCCUCCUCCUCCCCUAGCUAUAUUUACAACAAAGUCAUCAUGUUUAUUAUCACCCUACUGUGUAUUAGGUUCUCUUCUGGGGGCUGCGAAAUACAGUUAAGGAGAUAGAUGAGAUGCUUGGCUUUGUCUUCUCCUAGUGGUGGGGACUUGAAGGCCUUGCCACCCAACAUUUUCUGUGUAUAAGAUCUCUUCUCUCAGCCACCCCCUUUGUUGCCCUGUAGCCCUGGCUUCCUGGCCCUCAGUUAGGGGCCAGCCCUAACUGUGGGUGGCUGCAUCCUCAGGAGAGAAGCACUAGUCACCACGUAGGUUGCUCAGAGUGGCAUGGAAGCACCUGCCAUUGUUUCCCUUCACAGCCUCUGUUGGGUUCGAUCUGCUGCUUCCAUUGUUUGGCAUCUGUCAUCCCACUUCACUCCUUCCUCAAAUUGCCCUCCUCCUAGCUGUCCACAGGAUUUGAAGUAUCAGAGGAAGGGAUUGGAUAUGGCUUUAUGAUGACGACAAGGCUGGCGAGGGGAACCUAGGAAAGGCCAAGCUGGGUUUCUGUCUGUCCCUCUCCUCCCAAGGACCAGUCAUCUCAUCCAGCUUGGCCCACCUCCUAAGGUCUGCAUACUUUCUGCCCACCGUCUGGCGAGGCCAGGGUGUCCUGUUGUGCAGGGCAGGUCAGUUCAGGGAGUAGGCCUCUCUUAAAUACCUACUGUGGCCCAGGUAUUUUCCCCGAAUAGGGGCAGCUUACUUCCCCUCCCCUCCCUUCCAUUAUUUACUGUGCAAGGCGUCCUGCGCCCAUUGGCUGGGUUGUGGUGUCUGGGGCCCUUCAGCCCAGUGCCAGCACCCAGAUCCACGUGCGCCCGCGUGUGUGACACAGCCCUGACCUCAGUGGGGGCCAGUAGCCAAUCAGGCGCCGGGAAGAGAUCCCCAGCCAAUUGGGGGCGGGGCCUGCGGCUCCACCGGCAGGAGGCCAAUGAGGGGCAGUGCCUGGCGUUAUGCAACCCGCCUCCUGGCCCCGCUGAGCUUCCACUCCGCUGCGGGUUGCAACGGCGGCAGGCAGGCGGCCGGAGGGCGCUCGCGCGGCCAGGUGCUGACUGUGGUCAAACUUCUCAGCCCUCUGAAGCUUGGGUCUCCCACCUCCCUCCUCUAGCCAGGCCUUCUGGCCCCCUUGAGCAUCUGUGGUGGCCUCUCCACCUACCCCGUUCUCCUGCCCUUCCCAUGGCCCAGACAUGAGCAGGAGCGGCCCCCUAGAAGGGGCUGAUGGGGGAGGGGACCCCAGGCCAGGGGAACCCUUUUGUCCUGGAGGGGGUCCAUCCCCUGGGCCUCCAGAGCACCGACCUUGUCCUGGCCCCAGCUUGGCUGAUGACACGGAUGCCAACAGCAAUGGCUCUAGCGGCAAUGAGUCAAAUGGACCCGAGUCCAGGGGUGCAUCUCAGCGGAGUUCGCACAGCUCCUCCUCCGGCAAUGGCAAGGACUCAGCCCUGCUGGAGACCACUGAGAGCAGCAAGAGCACGAACUCUCAGAGCCCAUCCCCACCCAGCAGUUCCAUUGCCUACAGCCUCCUGAGUGCCAGCUCUGAGCCAGACAACCCUUCUACCAGUGGCUGCAGCAGUGAACAGUCAGCUCGGGCAAGGACUCAGAAAGAACUCAUGACGGCACUGCGAGAGCUCAAGCUUCGGCUGCCCCCGGAGCGAAGGGGCAAGGGCCGCUCCGGGACUCUGGCCACACUGCAGUACGCGCUGGCCUGUGUCAAGCAGGUGCAAGCCAACCAGGAGUUCUACCAGCAAUGGAGCCUGGAGGAGGGCGAACCGUGUGCCAUGGACAUGUCCACCUAUACUCUGGAGGAGCUGGAGCACGUCACGUCUGAGUACACACUCCGCAACCAGGACACCUUCUCCGUGGCUGUCUCCUUCCUGACAGGCCGCAUCAUCUACAUUUCCGAGCAGGCGGGUGUCCUGCUGCGCUGCAAGCGGGACGUGUUCCGGGGCGCCCGCUUCUCCGAGCUCUUGGCUCCCCAGGAUGUGGGUGUCUUCUACGGUUCCACCACCCCAUCCCGCCUGCCCACCUGGGGCCCGGGGGCCUCCGCAGGUUCAGACCUCAAGGACUUCACCCAGGAGAAGUCUGUCUUCUGUCGUAUCAGUUUCAUUAUUGGCGUGGGGCACAGAGAUAGUCCAGACCGUCUCUGGAGGCCAGGGGGCUCAGGGGAGAGCUGUGGAGGGAAUCAUCUGCCAGCCAGCCUAGGCCUGAGGCAGCACACGGAGGGCCCGGGUGCUGGAGCAUUCUGCCUGAGAUCCAAUGGCCACGCCUCCUGUGCCUCAGCUCCCCGGAUCCCCCCUGACAAGAGGAUCUUCACCACACGGCACACGCCCAGCUGCCUCUUCCAGGAUGUGGAUGAGAGGGCCGCCCCGCUGCUGGGCUACCUCCCCCAGGACCUCCUGGGGGCCCCAGUGCUCCUCUUCCUGCAUCCGGAGGACCGACCCCUCAUGCUGGCCAUUCACAAGAAGAUCCUGCAGCUGGCUGGCCAGCCCUUUGACCACUCCCCUAUUCGCUUCUGUGCCCGUAAUGGGGAGUAUGUCACUAUGGACACCAGCUGGGCUGGCUUCGUGCACCCCUGGAGCCGCAAGGUGGCCUUUGUGUUGGGCCGCCACAAAGUACGCACGGCGCCCCUGAAUGAAGAUGUAUUCACUCCCCCGGCCCCCAGCCCCACUCUGUCCCUGGACUCUGACAUCCAAGAGCUCUCGGAGCAGAUCCACCGGUUGCUGUUACAGCCUGUGCACAGCCCCAGCCCCACGGGCCUCUGUGGAGUCGGCCCCGUGCCUUCCUCUGGCCCUCUCCUCAGCCCUGGCUCCUCCAGUGACAGCAACGGGGGUGAUGCCGAGGGACCUGGGCCUCCUGCCCCGGUGACCUUCCAGCAGAUCUGUAAGGAUGUGCACCUGGUAAAGCAUCAGGGGCAGCAGCUUUUUAUUGAGUCCCGGGCCCGGCCUCUGACCCGGCCCCGUGUCCCUGCUACUGGCACAUUCAAGGUCAAGACCCUUCCCUGCCAAUCCCUAGAGCUGGAGGCAGCCCCGGCUCCAAUCCAGGCCCCAGUGGCCUUGGCCGCUGAGGAGGCUGAGCGGAAAGAAGCCUCCAGUUGCUCCUACCAGCAGAUCAACUGCCUGGACAGCAUCCUCAGGUACCUGGAGAGCUGCAACCUCCCCGGCACCGCAAAGCGCAAAUGUGCGUCCUCCUCUUCCUGCACUGCCUCUUCGGCGUCCGACGACGACAAGCAGCGGGCAGGCCCAGUCUCUGUGGGUGCCAAGAAAGAUCCAUCAGCAGUGCUGCCUGGGGAGGGGGCCACCCCUCUGAAGGAGCCGGUGGUGGGAGGAGGAGCCCUGAGCCCGCUCGCCCUGGCCAAUAAGGCGGAGAGCGUGGUGUCCGUCACCAGUCAGUGUAGCUUCAGCUCCACCAUCGUCCAUGUGGGAGACAAGAAGCCCCCGGAGUCGGACAUCAUCAUGAUGGAGGACCUGCCCUCCUUGCCUCCCGGUCCAGCUCCCAGCCCUGCCCCUAGCCCCACAGUAGCCCCUGAUCCGGCCCCAGACGCCUACCGCCCAGUGGGCCUGACCAAGGCCGUGCUGUCCCUGCACACACAGAAGGAGGAGCAGGCCUUCCUCAGCCGCUUCCGCGACUUCAGUAGGCUGCGUGGAUUGGACAGCUCCUCCACAGCCCCCUCGGCCCCUGGGGAGCGAGGCUGCCACCACAGCCCUGCCACCCCCGGCCGCCGCCACCACUGCCGAUCCAAAGCCAAGCGCUCACGUCACCACCAGACAGCUCGGGCCGAAGCCCCUAGCUACAUCUCCCAGCCCUCGCCUGUGCCACCCUCUGCCCCCUGGCCCCCACCACCAGCCACUCCUCCCUUCCCAGCUGUGGUCCAGCCAUACCCUCUCCCUGUCUUCCCCCCAAGAGGCAGCCCUCAGCCUCUCCCUCCUGCUCCCACGUCUGUGCCUCCUGCAGCUUUCUCUGCCCCCCUGGUGACCCCCAUGGUGGCCUUGGUGCUCCCUAACUAUCUGUUCCCUACCCCAUCUACCUACCCCUACGGGGCACCCCAGACGCUUGCCGAGGGGCCUCUUACCCCUGCCUCCCGCUCCCCAUCUCCAUCCCUGCCCCCGCUGCCCCCCAGCCCUCCCCACCGCCCCAACUCUCCGCUCUUCAACUCAAGAUGCAGCUCCCCACUCCAGCUAAACCUGUUGCAGCUUGAGGAGCCCCCUCGCGGUGAGGGGGGUGCAGCGGCAGGGGGCUCUGGGAGCAGUGCUGGGCCCCCCCCUCCCAGCGAGGAGACGGCGGAACCAGAGGCCAGACUGGCGGAGGUAACUGAGUCCUCCAACCAGGACGCUCUCUCAGGCUCCAGUGACCUGCUGGAGUUGCUGCUACAAGAGGACUCUCGAUCUGGCACGGGCUCUGCUGCCUCAGGCUCCUUGGCCUCCGGCUUGGGCUCUGGUUCAGGCUCCCAUGAGGGGGGCAGCACUUCUGCCAGCAUCACGCGCAGCAGUCAGAGCAGCCACACGAGCAAGUACUUCGGCAGCAUAGAUUCUUCAGAGGCUGAGGCUGGGGCUGCCCAGGCCAGGGCUGAGCCUGGGGACCAGGUCAUUAAGUACGUGCUCCAGGAUCCCAUCUGGCUGCUCAUGGCUAAUGCUGACCAGCGUGUCAUGAUGACUUAUCAGGUGCCCUCCAGGGACAUGGCCUCUGUGCUGAAGCAGGACCGGGAGCGGCUCCGGGCCAUGCAGAAGCAGCAGCCUCGGUUCUCGGAGGACCAGCGGAGGGAACUGGGUGCUGUGCACUCCUGGGUCCGGAAAGGUCAACUCCCUCGGGCCCUUGAUGUGAUGGCCUGUGUGGACUGCGGUAGCAGCACCCAAGAGCCUGGCCAUCCUGAUGACCCUCUCUUCUCGGAAGUGGAUGGACUGGGGCUGGAGCCCAUGGAGGAGGGUGGAGGCGAGGGUGGUGGCAGUGGUGGUGAGGGUGAGGGCAGCAGUGGGGCCCAGGCGCAAGCUGGGGCCAGGGUCUCGAGCUCUCAGGACCUGGCCAUGGAAGAGGAGGAGCAAGGUGGGAGCUCACCCAGUCCAGCCUUACCUGCCACAGAAAAUGGCACCAGCUAGACUCCAUCUUGGGCCACCUCCAGAUGUGCACGAGAAGCUUCCUUCUCUCAUGCCCCAGCUCUCAAAACUCAGAUGUGGCUGGACCAACCAAUAAGAGAACUGCCCCAGCUUCUCCUGCUGUAGGGGGGUGGGGCCCCGUCACCAGCCCAGGACCCAGGGGCUGCCUCUGGCCUCUUUGGGAAUAGGGUGGCAUUCUUCAGCCCAGCCCAGCCCAGAGACGCCUCCCAUCACAUCCCCGGUGAGGAGUCAUUCCUCUUCCUGGACAAGAUUGCUGACAAGCUGCUGAAGUGGUCUCUCCAAGUCCCAGCUGAGCCGGAGUCCCUGUCCCUGGGGAUUGGGGCUGCAUUUAUUUAUUGGGGGAGUCAGUCCUCUCCCCCACCUCCUCCCCAGAUGAGGGCAGGAGGAGGGUGUGAGGCCCAAGCAGGACCCUGCGGUCCAAACCCCUAGCUGCUCCAGGGUGGGGGAGGUUGGUGGACCAUGGAGUCCCUGGUGCUGCCCCUCAAGUGGGACCCAGGUGUUCUCAGCUGUACCCUCUACCGAUGGCAUUUGUGUUUUUGAUAUCGUGUCUGUUAUUUUUAAUACAAAAAGGAAAAAAA